Molecule: messenger RNA, 201 nt
Organism: Protomyces lactucae-debilis
Lineage: Eukaryota; Fungi; Ascomycota; Taphrinomycetes; Taphrinales; Protomycetaceae
Product: CHCH domain-containing protein
Exons: 2
Coding region: 1-201 (66 amino acids)
Biological process (GO): mitochondrial respiratory chain complex IV assembly
Cellular component (GO): mitochondrial intermembrane space
Source: RefSeq, a predicted model, not a curated record
AUGUCACCAUCUCCUCGACCUGAGGCUCAACCCGGAACAGACGCCGACAAUUGGGACAAAGCCCUUGAACAAGGCGGCUGCACCAAGGAGAACCAGACUUUGCUAGACUGCAAGAUGAAGCAUGGAGAUUGGAGACAGUGCACAAAAGAAAUGAUGGCAUUCAAGCGAUGUUGGGAUGAGCGUAAGGAACGGACACAAUGA